Gadus morhua (Atlantic cod) is the source of this 1861-nucleotide messenger RNA. RefSeq names its product isocitrate dehydrogenase (NADP(+)) 2 (gene idh2). Gene Ontology annotation, molecular function: NAD binding; magnesium ion binding; isocitrate dehydrogenase (NADP+) activity. Gene Ontology annotation, biological process: isocitrate metabolic process; NADP+ metabolic process. The record is from RefSeq and is a predicted model, not a curated record. The transcript is spliced from 11 exons. Bases 188 to 1543 code for a protein of 451 amino acids. Lineage: Eukaryota; Metazoa; Chordata; Actinopteri; Gadiformes; Gadidae. Gene Ontology annotation, cellular component: mitochondrion.
CAUAUGUGACCUCUUCACACUGGACGUAAGCUCCAAGCACUGCCCCACUCAGCCAAUGGUACCAGUGAGUGGGUGGCUCCUCCUCUGCUCCUUUGACGUAAUACCGAGCGAGUACAGGCGGAGAUAAUUUCAGCCCCGUUUGCGGAGUUUAUAUCGGAGAAUCAACUGCAAAGGAUAAGGGCGAGAAAUGGCUGGUUACCUGAAGGUCCUUAGUUCCCUGUCGAGGUCUGCGGCAUCUCUUUCGAGAAACCCAGCAGUGCUUGCGCAAGCGGCCAACGGCCAGACUUUGCAACAGAGGAAUUAUGCCGACAAACGCAUCAAGGUGGCCCAGCCAGUGGUGGAGAUGGACGGAGACGAGAUGACCCGCAUCAUCUGGGAGUUCAUCAAGGAGAAGCUCAUCCUGUCCAACGUGGAUGUGGAGUUGAAGUACUAUGACCUGGGCCUUCCGUACCGUGACCAGACCGAUGACCAGGUCACCAUAGAUUCCGCCCUGGCCACCCUGAAGUACAACGUGGCUGUCAAAUGCGCCACCAUCACACCAGACGAAGAAAGAGUGACGGAGUUCAGCCUGAAGAAGAUGUGGAAGAGCCCCAACGGAACCAUCAGGAACAUCCUGGGUGGAACAGUCUUCCGUGAGCCAAUCAUUUGCAAGAACAUUCCCAGGCUAGUGCCAGGCUGGACCCAACCCAUCACCAUCGGCAGACACGCCUUUGGAGACCAGUACAGGGCAACAGACUUUGUCGUGGACCAGCCGGGCAAAUUCAAGAUGAUCUUCACCCCGACUGAUGGCAGCCAGGGCAAAGAAUGGGAGGUGUACGAUUUCCCAGCCGGGGGCUGUGGAAUGGGCAUGUACAACACAGACGAGUCUAUUUCGGGCUUUGGACAUAGCUGCUUCCAGUAUGCCAUUGCUAAGAAGUGGCCGUUGUACCUGAGCACUAAGAACACAAUCCUCAAGGCUUAUGACGGCAGAUUCAAGGACAUCUUCCAGGAUGUCUAUGAGAAGCACUACCAGUCUGAGUUUGAGAAGCUGAAGAUCUGGUACGAGCACAGACUCAUCGACGACAUGGUAGCCCAGGUGCUCAAGUCCACCGGAGCCUUCGUGUGGGCCUGCAAGAACUACGACGGCGACGUGCAGUCUGACAUCCUUGCUCAGGGUUUCGGCUCUCUGGGACUGAUGACCUCGGUGCUCGUGUGCCCAGACGGGAAGACAAUCGAGGCAGAGGCUGCCCAUGGCACCGUGACAAGGCACUACCGGGAGCACCAGAAGGGUAAUUCCACUAGCACCAACCCCAUUGCCAGCAUCUUCGCCUGGACCAGGGGUCUGGAGCACCGUGGGAAGCUCGACGGCAACCCCGACCUCAUCAAGUUCUCUCAGAUCCUGGAGAGGGUGUGCGUAGAGACGGUUGAGAGCGGUGUAAUGACCAAGGAUCUUGCUGGUUGCAUCCACGGCCUGCCCAACUGCAAGCUCAACGAACACUACGUCAAUACUACUGACUUCCUGGAUGCCAUCAGGCUAAAUCUGGAUAAAGCUCUAGGCAAGUGAAGAACGUGAACUAGAGCAGCGAACCUAGUAAAGAUACUGUCAUUAAAAAUGUAUUUUGUACAUCCAUUUUAACUUAAAAGGUCAAGAUAAGCAUCCAUUUUAUGUUGAAGGAAAACAAUUUGUGUUUAAAAAAAAACAAUUGUGUUGAAUUAAAGGAAAUGAAGUAUUCUGUGAUUAGGUUUUAUGGUUCGUACCUAUUAACUGGUCUUCCGUCUAGUGCCUCAGUCUGGUGCCUCCCUCCAUGUUCUACCCUAUUUUUGUAAUGUAUGAACUAUACCAAGGGCUGGGAUGCCAAUAAACUCCCUUGAUUCUCCUCUA